Molecule: messenger RNA, 1901 nt
Organism: Drosophila novamexicana
Lineage: Eukaryota; Metazoa; Arthropoda; Insecta; Diptera; Drosophilidae
Gene: Agpat1
Product: 1-acyl-sn-glycerol-3-phosphate acyltransferase alpha
Exons: 4
Coding region: 741-1715 (324 amino acids)
Biological process (GO): phosphatidic acid biosynthetic process
Cellular component (GO): endoplasmic reticulum; membrane
Molecular function (GO): 1-acylglycerol-3-phosphate O-acyltransferase activity
Source: RefSeq, a predicted model, not a curated record
GUGCAUAUUGCGCAUGCUGUGACUGUUGCAUGGAUAAUCUUUAAUUUAAGUUGCGCGCCAAAGUCUUAAGCAGGUGUAACAACCAACUUAGUGUCGAUUUAAAUAAUUCGGUAUUUUAAGUAAAGCUUGCACUGAAUGCACACACCGCCGGUUCGUCAGCUCGUUACAAUACUGUACCAUAGCACAUUACAAUUCGUUGGGUGAGUAAAUGUUAAGUGUGACAUUCGUUAAGCUUGUAACAUUCGUCAAUUCCAUAUGAAAACAGUACAUUUUGAGUAUAACAUUGGCUAAUAUGUUAUUAACAGAUUACUGCUAAGCAUCAAUUUUGUUGCAAUUUGUUGUUGUUUUUCUCGUCACCGCAGAGCAAGCACGUCCGUAACGGAAAUUCUUGUCAACAUUUUUCGCGCUCUACGUUUUAACGGCGCCCGGUCGUCGUCGCCGUCGCUGCCAACAUUGUCAACCGCAGCGGCGUCACAUCAAGACAAAAAAAGAAAAACCUAGGAUCAUAACAGAAAAGACUGCACCGCUCUGCCUUAAGCCUCGCCGCGGAAUACGUACGGAGACAGAGACGUUGACGGCGACGUCGACUGCAGCAGAGAGAAGAGAGAGCCUGGACUAGAAACAGAAAUAUCAACGGGAUAGAGUGCGAUAGAUCCAGAGAGAGGCAGAGAGAGAGAGAGAGAGCAUCGCAGACAGGCUACAUACACACACACACACACAUACACACAUACACACUCAAGAUGAGCUCUUAUCUGGAACUUUUUGGAUUGUUUGUGCUGCUGAUGCUGCCCUUUCUAUACGAGACGAAUCACAUAUUCCGAUAUUAUUUCAAGUUUUUAAUCUAUUAUGGAAUCGUCUCGUUUAACUCGAUUAUUCUGAUACCGGCGUUUCUCACGCGGCCCUGCGAUGUGCGCAAUUUACUCUGGGCGAGCACCUGGUGUCAUCGGGUCACGGCAUUAAUUGGCCUGCGCUGGGAGCUGCGCGGCAAGGAGCAUCUGGAGAAGGAUCAGGCCUGCAUCAUUGUCGCUAACCAUCAGAGUUCACUGGAUGUGCUGGGCAUGUUCAACAUCUGGCACGUGAUGAACAAGUGCACGGUGGUGGCCAAACGGGAGCUGUUUUAUGCCUGGCCAUUCGGCUUGGCCGCCUGGCUGGCUGGGCUCAUAUUCAUUGAUCGUGUGCGCGGCGAGAAGGCGCGGGAUACGCUAAAUGCGGUCAAUCGUCGGAUUAAGAAGCAGCGCAUCAAGCUAUGGGUAUUCCCGGAGGGUACACGCCGCAACACCGGCGAACUGCAUCCGUUCAAAAAGGGCGCCUUUCACAUGGCCAUCGAUCAGCAGAUACCGAUACUGCCGGUGGUCUUUAGCUCCUAUUGUACAUUCCUCAAUGAUAAGAAGAAAAUACUGAACGCUGGACGGAUUGUGAUUACGACAUUGCCGCCGGUUAGCACCGAGGGACUCACCAAGGAUGACAUCGAUCAGUUAAUGGAACGUGUGCGCGCCCAAAUGUGCGAAACCUUCAAGCUCACCUCCGCGGAGAUGCUGCAACGCUAUAAGCCACAUAAAUCCAUAUCGCCGUCGGUGGUCAAUGGCGCCGAGGCAGUUGCUGCAGCCGUCGCCAAUAGCUCCGGCUAUGCGCAGCUGCACGUGGGCGCCGCUGCCGCCUCCUACGAGACGUACAAGAGCAGCGCCGGCAAGGCGACCAUGCUGAAGACGCUAUAGGCGUGCGAUCUAUAGCUCUCUCUCUCUCCCUAUAUAUAUAUAUAUAUAUAUAGGUAUAUAUAGGUUUCUAUGGCAAACUUAUGAUGGCGCGACAAUUGUCGACGAUCGAGACUUUUCUUUCCUUAAACAACACGCAUACCAAAAACAAAAAUAAGAGAAAAAGGUAGCCAAACAAAAAAAAAAAAG